GUCGCGGCCCGCGUGCACGACGUGGCGGCCGCCCGGAGGAGCCUCGGCGCCCACCUCGGGCGGGCGCUCCCCGAGUGGAGGGCCGAGGACGUCGCCGACCGCCUUGGCAGACAACGCCCAGUCUUGUACGCCUUCAGUUCGGAGAUUGCUCGGCGCCGCCCAUACUGGCCGCCCCCCACGGCCACCACGGGGGUGCAUACCACGGGGCCGUGGUUGCCCACCGCGGAGCAGGAGAUGCAGCUGCUGGCCAGCCAGAACCCGUACUUCGGAGGGGACCGCCUGACCGAGCUGGAGGACUUCCUGGCGAGGGGCCCGCCCCCCGUCUUCGUGAACCUCGGCGGUGCCGCGUCGAGGAGCGGCUCCAUCGGGGACGACGACUGCAGGGAGGCGCUGGCCGUGCGCGCGCUGAAGAUGGCCGGAAAGCGCGGGAUCGUGCAGGGCUGCGCGGACAAGGUGAACCACCGCCUCGUCUACCGAAGGCUCCGGUUCAGGCCGCUCAAGAUACGUUGGAAAGACGCGAAUACAAUUCUACAAGUCGGCGGCAUCGAGUUGAAGUCGGAAGGGAAGAUUAUCCGCAAAAUUCCAGGCGAUUUGUUGUCCUCCGUGGGCGGCAAGAAUCCUGAGGGACGCGAGCCAAAAAACGCGAUGGACGGCGAAAAGGGCACGGAGUGGCACUGCGCGAAGAUGGCGCCGCUCGUCAUCACUCUGCCCGAACCGAUGGUGGUCGAGGCCUGGAGGUUCUAUACCUCGAGCACACAGCCUUCUGCCGAUCCUGUGCGGUGGGUAUUGGAAGGCUCCACGUCUGCGACUGACGAUGGAGGGGGCGGCGCUUGCACCGAAUGGUACGUGUGCUACACGCUCGGAUGA
Messenger RNA from Prorocentrum cordatum, 867 nucleotides. NCBI's taxonomy places the organism in Eukaryota, Dinophyceae, Prorocentrales, Prorocentraceae. The record is from the annotation of a GenBank genome assembly.